Molecule: messenger RNA, 1059 nt
Organism: Mangifera indica (mango)
Lineage: Eukaryota; Viridiplantae; Streptophyta; Magnoliopsida; Sapindales; Anacardiaceae
Exons: 1
Coding region: 332-880 (182 amino acids)
Source: RefSeq, a predicted model, not a curated record
GCUUAUCCCACCAAUUAGCACCUAGGUGUGACCCGACCCCUACACAACCCACAACAAUGUCUAAGAUUGAAUUGGACAUUUUGAUCAAAGUCUAUCAUAAUCCAUACAUAAUUUAGUCAUUCUAUAUCCAACUUAAAACCAGACCUUCUGAAAUCAAUGGCGCCAAUUUUACCGCCAAAUAUUCCUGCAAUUCUUUCCUUCUAUAUAAGACCGCCAAACAACCACUCCAGAAUCACCUCCAGUUCUAUUUUCCACAACACUUAUCUCUUUUAUCUGCUUGUUAAAAUUAUUAAUUGAAGCCAAAACAAUUGAAAAUCUAUCCAAAUCAGCUAUGGUAGUACCUUUGGGGCCUGGUAAGUUCUAUGGCAGUAGCCUCCCACGGCCUCGCAUCUACGCCAACACUAAGCUCAAUCCGGAACAGGUAGAUCCACCGGUUCCCGUCAUGGACCCGCUUCUCUCAUGGGCCAACGAUGCCCAUUGGUCCAUGGGUGGUCUCAACUUCAAACGCCUCCGCCUUCAAGGUCGGAUCGAGGGCUCCGUCACUAAACUCGGCAAGGAGCGCGAACAGAUGGCAAAAUCACAAACCAAAUAUAGCUCAAACGACUCAGGUACUAAUAACAAGAAACGGGGCGCCUCAGUUUCACCUCCUCCAGCUCCCGUGGCUGUAAAAAAGAGGAGAUUCUUGGAUUUGAGUGAUAAAGAGGAAGAAGAAGAAGUGCACAAAGUUGUAGAGAAAGAGAAGGGAUGUUACAGGAGGAAGCUGAUAAAAGAUUUUGAUAGAACGGCGGGGAUUACGGAUUCGACCGGAACGAAGACGAGAUGUGAAGUGAAGAGCGAGAUUAGAACUUCCCCAAGAUUGAUUAAGGGUGGAUUGAAAUAGAUAAUGAAUCAGUAGUUUUAAUUUAUUUAUUGUUGUAAAUGCGGUGUUUCAUUUCAGUUUCAAGCUGAGUCUCCUGAAAUCAUUCCAUUGUUUUUCUAUCGAUCUUUAUUUGGGGCUUCAGCCCGUACUUGUAUCUCCUCAGUUCUCACAACCUCAAAAUAAUUUUAUAAUUUAUAUCA